AUGUAUCGCCAGGUAGCAGUUCACAAGGAUGAUUGGGAUCUCCAGCGAAUUCUUUGGAUCGAUGAAGACCGCAAUGUCAUCCCUUACCAGCUCACAACUGUCACGUAUGGCACAAAGGCGGCUCCCUUCCUGGCGACACAAGCACUCAUGCAACUUGUUCACGAUGAGGGUCAUCGAUUCCCUCUGGCAACGCCUUCGCUCACACAUGGCAGAUAUGUGGACGAUAUCUUUGGAGGAGCAGACUCAAUAUCGGAACUUGUGGAGGUCGUUCAACAGCUGAUUGCAUUGUGCAACGCGGGCGGAUUUCCACUCGCAAAAUGGCAUGCGACUCACCCAGAUCUUCUACGGGCUGUAUCGUCUUCCACACAAUCGUCAGUUCCCAUAUCAUUUGACGACUGCACUACCAAAUUACUCGGAAUUCAAUGGAUGCCUCAAACUGACGCAUUCGGCAUCUCAUCAACCUUGACUGAUCAACCAAGUAAGUGUUCAAAACGCCUCGUAUUGUCCGAAGUGGCUCGGAUAUUUGAUCUAUUAGGUUUCGUCUCACCAGUAAUAGUACGAGCAAAAAUGCUAUUACAAGAACUCUGGCUACACAAGAUCAAUUGGGACGAUCCAUUACCGUCUCAAAUUGUAUCACGAUGGUUCAUGAUCAGAGAAGAUCUCAAAGGUUUGGCCAAACUAACAAUUCCUAGGUGGUUCAACAUAUGGAACAAUUCAACUGUAGAAAUUCAUGGAUUCUCUGAUGCUUCUCAACUUGCCAUGGCAGCAGUGAUUUUUAUCACUGUUAGCUCUCCGUCCAACAACUCAAUGACGUCACUUGUCUGUUCCAAGACAAAAGUUGCACCACUGAAGAGGCUCACAAUACCAAGAUUGGAAUUGUCUGCAGCACUCCUAUUGGCAAAACUCACAAAAUAUGUUCAAUCAACGCUCAAGGUGAAGAUCAAUGCAACGCACCUGUGGACGGAUUCUCAAGUUUCGCUCAUAUGGAUCAAAUCGCAAGCAUCACGUUGGAAGGAUUAUGUUCGGAACAGAGUCAUUCAGAUCCAAGAACUCACUCCAAAUGCGCAUUGGAGGCAUGUUCCAGGUACUUCUAAUCCAGCCCACUGUGCUUCCCGAGGCAUUUCGACAGAUCAACUCCAACGACUAGAGCUUUGGUGGAAAGGUCCUCCAUGGAUGACUCGAAAUCAAGAUCAUUGGCCAGAGCAAAAGGAAUUCUCAACUUUAACCAGCGAGCUUGAAGUGAGACCCAAUGUCUCACUCUUUGCUUCAACUGAAAAGCUAAGUUAUCAUUGGUUUGCCUCACGGCUUAAGAGAAAGCUCGAAACUCCUCCUGUGAUCAUCAUACCAUCCUGCGACAUGGAGAAGGCGCAGCUCUUCUGGAUUCACGCGACUCAACACUUGUAUUUCACCAGCGAAAUCAAGAUGCUCAAUUCAGGCUCAACCCUGCCUGCAACUCACCCCUUCAGUCGCCUCACCGCCUUCAUCGAUUCGCAGGGAACAAUUCGAGUAGGAGGAAGACUCACCAACACAGCGCUCAACAGGGAUGAAAAACAUCCACCGAUCCUCCCACGGGACGCUCACCUGUCGAAGAUCAUCAUUGAAGAUGCUCACAAGCGAACAUUUCACGGAGGAACGCAGCUUACGCUCGCAUACAUUCGACAACGGUACUGGAUCAUCGGUGGCAGAGCUCCUGUAAAAUCUCAUAUCUUGAGAUGUGUCGUGUGUGCUCGUCAGAGGGGGAUUCGUGUUCGUCAGAUGAUGGGUCAACUACCUCUCUCUCGAGUCACGCCAUCACGACCAUUCGCUCACACCGGUGUCAAUUAUGCUGGACCGAUCACAAUGAAGAAUUCAAAGGGAAGAGGCUCGAAAACGAUCAAAGGAUGGAUCUGCGUGUUCGUAUGUUUCUCCUCAUCAGCGGUUCACCUCGAGGUUGUCAGCGGUUACUCAACCGAGGGAUUUCUGGCAGCCUACAGAAGAUUUUCGUCACGAAGAGGGAUCGCUCACAAGUUGUACUCUGACUGCGGUACAAAUUUCAUUGGAGUACAGGCAGAGCUCAAACGCCUGUUCACGUCAAGUUCAAAAGAGCACCAACAGAUCGCAUCGAUUCUGUCAGCAGACAGCACUCAAUGGAUGUUCAACCCACCAGCUGCUCCUCACAUGGGAGGAAAAUGGGAAGCGGUGGUAAUAUCGAUCAAGUACCAUCUCAGGGGAACUAUUGGUGAGCUCUUAUUAACCUUCGAAGAGUUUUCCACUCUCCUCACACAGAUCGAAGCGGUGCUCAACUCACGACCAUUGGAGCCGCUCAGUGACGACCCCGACGACAUCUCUGCGCUCACCCCUGGACACUUUCUCAUUGGCUCAGCACUCAACACGAUACCAGAACCAUCACUGCUCGACGUCUCACCAGGUAGACUGUCUAAAUGGCAGCUGAUUCAGCAAAGGGUUCAACACUUCUCGUCUCAGUGGUCUCGACACUACCUGCAGAGACUUCAGUCAAUUUCAAAGUGGCACCAUCCGUCUCACGACAUCAAGACAGACUCGUUGGUGCUGCUCACAAACGAGCAUCUUCCACCAAGCAAGUGGCCACUCGCAAGAGUGACCGAAGUUCACCCUGGCAAGGAUGCUCUCACCAGGGUUGCAACUGAGAAGACUGCGACCACGACUCUCAUCAACAGAUGUUUCGCGACUUCCAGCUGCUGCUGCAGCAGCAGUAAGAACAGCAUCAGCGGCAAAUGCAGCAGUAGUUGCAGCAACAACAACAACAACAAAUGCAGCAACUGA
Molecule: messenger RNA, 2781 nt
Organism: Osmia bicornis bicornis
Lineage: Eukaryota; Metazoa; Arthropoda; Insecta; Hymenoptera; Megachilidae
Exons: 3
Coding region: 1-2781 (926 amino acids)
Biological process (GO): DNA integration
Molecular function (GO): nucleic acid binding
Source: RefSeq, a predicted model, not a curated record